Molecule: messenger RNA, 1002 nt
Organism: Drosophila sulfurigaster albostrigata
Lineage: Eukaryota; Metazoa; Arthropoda; Insecta; Diptera; Drosophilidae
Source: RefSeq, a predicted model, not a curated record
CGCAUAUAAGUCAAGUGGAGCGACAAGAAAUGCAACCAUUACCCCAAAGCGAUUCAAUCCAACUUCACUCGACAAACGACAAACGCGACGCAGCAACAUUCGUAUCGGCAUUCAGGAUAACACAAAAAUCGAACACAUAACUAACGUGAUGAAGUGUCAACAGUUUUUGCUCGCCAUCGUCAUGGCUUCUGUGCUGCUGGUCACGAUGAUCCAGGCACGUCCUCAAUAUGGCUACGAGCAGCCGCAGGCCAGCGAUUUGCUGCUCGGAGGCGUUGGACUCGGCGGCGGCGGCGGCAAUCCCGGUGGUCUCAGUUUUUUGCCCUCGUCAUCGUUGUCGUCGUCACAUCGCGGUGGCGAUAAAUAUCUGCCCCCAGCAAGCACCACCCAGGCACCGAUCAUCAAUAAGAAAUUCUAUUUGGUCUCAGCACCCGAGGAUCACAGCAACGAUGGCAAAGUGAAGCAUCUGGUGUUGGGCAGGCCGCAAAAGAACUAUCGUGUCGUCUUCAUCAAGGCCCCAGCUGGCGAUAAUGCCAAUGUGAAGUAUUCGGCUGAAUUUGCCCCGCAAGAGGAGAAGACCGUGAUCUAUGUGCUGAGCAAGAAGGAUAACGAUCUCGAUGCCGGUGAUAUUGCGACGCCAGCGCCCACACAGCCCAGCAAGCCGGAGGUCUUCUUCAUCAAGUACAAGACCGACGAUGAGGCGAAUCAGGCACAGAAGGAGAUCCAGGGACAAUACGAUAAGCUCGGUGGCACAAAUGAGUAUCAGGAGGAUAACAAUGCUCCCAUCACUUCGGUCAUUGGCAGUCUCGAUGGCCUCAAUCCCGAUGGCAGCUACAACUAUCGUCAGAUCAAUCGUCCCGGCAAUAACGGACAUCCCAGUGCUCAGUAUCUGCCCAGUGGACUCAAGCAUUAGAAAUCCUCGCGACUCUCCCUUCAACUCCUGCAUACCAGUCCAUACCAAUCCAUUCCUUUCCUCCCCCCCCUCACUUUGUUGUGUUGUUUAGU